Messenger RNA from Microcebus murinus (gray mouse lemur), 711 nucleotides. It is a transcript of the gene TIMM10, whose product is annotated as translocase of inner mitochondrial membrane 10. The record is from RefSeq and is a predicted model, not a curated record. NCBI's taxonomy places the organism in Eukaryota, Metazoa, Chordata, Mammalia, Primates, Cheirogaleidae. Gene Ontology annotation, biological process: protein insertion into mitochondrial inner membrane. Gene Ontology annotation, cellular component: mitochondrial inner membrane.
CUUCCGCUCUAGCCGGCCUGGGUACAGGGGUAGAUUAUAGUAUAUGCGCGAAGUUGGGGUCGCCCUGGACAUUGUGACCUGUCCCAAGCGGUGCCUCUGGGAUGGGAGAGUGACCUGGAGGGGUUGGUGCUGACAGUGAUGUCUGCUCCCAGGAUUAGGAGGCCAGAAGGAGAUCCCUUCCACGGUGCCAGGCUGAGAUGGAUCCCCUCAGGGCCCAACAGCUGGCUGCGGAGCUGGAGGUGGAGAUGAUGGCCGAUAUGUACAACAGAAUGACCAGUGCCUGCCACCGGAAGUGCGUGCCUCCCCACUACAAGGAAGCAGAGCUGUCCAAGGGCGAGUCCGUGUGCCUGGACCGAUGUGUCUCCAAGUACCUGGACAUCCAUGAGCGGAUGGGCAAAAAGUUGACAGAAUUGUCUAUGCAAGAUGAGGAGCUGAUGAAGAGGGUGCAGCAGAGCUCCGGACCCGCAUGAGGCCCCAGACAGUAUACACCCUGGGGCGAACCCCGCUCCUUCCCACUCUAAUAAAAGUGCCCUGCUUGCGUGUCAUCUGUGGAGACUGCCAGGCCUAGGCUCUCUCUAGAGUCUCCAGGAGCCCGGAGUGUGGGAGAGCUCUCUCCUGGUUGAAGAAGGUGUUUUUGUCACACUGGAAUGUGACUGUGUAUGUGUGUGUGUAUGUGUGUAUAUAUAUAUAUUAAAACAAGUUUGUUGACAC